Molecule: messenger RNA, 3296 nt
Organism: Budorcas taxicolor (takin)
Lineage: Eukaryota; Metazoa; Chordata; Mammalia; Artiodactyla; Bovidae
Gene: BCL6B
Product: BCL6B transcription repressor
Exons: 9
Coding region: 49-1470 (473 amino acids)
Biological process (GO): regulation of transcription by RNA polymerase II
Molecular function (GO): DNA-binding transcription factor activity, RNA polymerase II-specific; protein binding; RNA polymerase II cis-regulatory region sequence-specific DNA binding
Source: RefSeq, a predicted model, not a curated record
CUUGAGAAGAGAAGCUGAAGCCCCUGCAGGACGGGGGCCUCCGUCGCUAUGGGUUCCACCGCUACCCCGGAGGGAGCGCUGGGCUAUGUCCGCGAGUUUACUCGCCACUCCUCCGACGUGCUCGGCAAUCUAAAUGAGCUGCGCCUGCGCGGGAUCCUCACUGACGUCACGCUGCUGGUUGGCGGGCAACCCCUUCGAGCUCACAAGGCAGUUCUUAUUGCCUGCAGUGGCUUCUUCUAUUCAAUUUUCCGAGGCCGUGCAGGAGUGGGGGUAGACAUGCUCUCCCUGCCCGGGGGCCCCGAAGCCGGAGGCUUCGCUCCCCUUCUGGACUUCAUGUACACUUCGCGCCUACGUCUCUCUCCCGCCACCGCACCAGCAGUCCUCGCGGCCGCCACCUACUUGCAGAUGGAGCAUGUGGUCCAGGCAUGCCACCGCUUCAUCCAGGCCAGCUAUGAACCUCUGGGCAUAUCUCUGCGGCCCCUGGAGGCAGAACCCCCCACGCCACCAACGGCCCCUCCACCAGGCAGUCCCAGGCGUUCGGAGGGGCACCCUGACCCACCUACUGAGUCUCGCAGCUGCAGUCAAGGGCCCCCCAGUCCACACAGCCCAGACCCCAAGGCCUGCAACUGGAAAAAAUACAAGUUCAUCAUACUGAACUCUCAGGCCUCCCAAGCAGGGAGCCUGGCCGGGGAGAGUUCUGGUCAACUUUGCUCCCAGCUCCCCAGUGGAGAUGAGGCUUCCAGCAGCAGCAGCAGCAGCAGUGAAGAAGGACCCAUUUCCAGUCCCCAGAGCAGGCUUUCUCCAACUGCUGCCACUAUGCAGUUCAAAUGUGGGGCUCCAGUCAAUACCCCUCAUCGGCUCACACCCCAGGCUCCAGAGACCACUGGGUCACCUUCUGGGAGGGCUCAUCCACCACCAGGAGGUGAAUUUUUCAGCUGCCAGAACUGUGAGGCUGUGGCUGGGUGCUCAUCGGGGCUGGACCCCGUGGCUUCUGGGGAUGAGGACAAGCCCUACAAGUGUCAGCUCUGCCGGUCUGCCUUCCGCUAUAAGGGCAACCUGGCCAGUCACCGCACGGUGCACACAGGGGAAAAGCCCUACCACUGCUCCAUCUGCGGAGCCCGCUUUAACCGGCCGGCUAACCUGAAAACGCAUAGCCGCAUCCAUUCGGGAGAGAAGCCCUAUAAGUGCGACACAUGCGGCUCGCGCUUUGUACAGGUAGCGCAUCUGCGCGCGCACGUGCUGAUCCACACCGGGGAGAAGCCCUAUCCUUGCCCCACCUGCGGGACUCGCUUCCGCCACCUACAGACCCUGAAGAGUCACGUUCGCAUCCAUACCGGAGAGAAGCCUUACCACUGCGACCCCUGCGGUCUGCAUUUCCGGCACAAGAGUCAACUUCGGCUACAUCUGCGCCAGAAACACGGAGCUGCUACCAACACCAAAGUGCACUACCACAUUCUAGGGAGGCCCUAGCCGAGUGCCGCCCCGGCCCCACUCCCUUCCCGGAAGACGGAAAGCUGCGGCUCACGCCUGCGUUCGCUGCCAGGCUUGGGCGUGGGGGUGUGCGAGGCCCCUGGAUAUCAGCGACGGCCACCACCUUUAAUUUCUCACUGUGGGGAGCAGGGGUGGGAGAUUCUGGCCUGAUCUGCCUCUGUUUUGCUGGUCAAAACCUCUUCCCCGCAAUCGAUAUUGUUUCUGAGCAGAGAACAAGCUAGGAGCUGGAGGAGCGGAGAGACUGGAAGCCUGAUUUCCUUAAGGAAUCAGGCCUCCACCUGCAGCCCCUGUCUCAUUUGAUUUAUCUGUAAAUAUAAUUUAUUGAGGCUUCUGGGUGGCACCAGGGCCUUCAUACUAUUGCAUUUACCAUGUCCCUCUUCUACAAGUGUGAUCAAAAGUGACCUGAAACUCGGAAUGAGAGGUCACAGCUCUGCUGGCAGAGAUUAGCACUUGGCUGCCUCCUUUGGCUUGAGUGUUUUAUAUUAUUAUUGUCUUAACUUUUAUCUUUAGAAUUGUUCUUUUCCCACUUGCUUGCUGGUUUGUUUAAAAUGGAGGAAAGGGUUCCCUGUGCCCUGCCCCUUCAAUUCUAGGUCUGGAACCUUUAUUUGUUCUAAGGCAGCUCUCGGAACAUGUGGGUUUGUGGAAUUGGGUCAGGAACCCUCUCGAAUAUUCUGAAUAUUGUAGGUUUUCUAGCAGGCUAGCACUGGAUAUAGACUUUUUCUGUCCUUCAAGGAAACUAUGAUGAAGUGGGGGUAAUAUAUACCUCCUGGAGGCAGUGAUUGUGGGGCCUUUGUCAGUCCUGGAAGUUGGGGGAUGACUUGAGAGACUUUCUCUUAGGCCCCUGACUGUCCUAUUAGUCUGGCCACCUAAGUUUGGCUCCAUGGUAGUUUUGGCUAUCUGAUAGAACUCACCCAGGAGCUUGAGUUGAGCCCACAAUCCUCCCAUUAGGGCCUGUUCUUACACGAAGUUGCUCCCUCUAUGCAGGAGAGAUCUGCAGUUCCAUAUCAAAAAUGAUGCAAUCUUUUCUGAGUCUGCCCAGUCUCUAAGAAUGCAAUGACCUAGGGGAGAAUUAUCUUGAGUUAAGACUAUGACCUUUCCUUUACUGCAGAGCCAUCUGGGUUAGAAUGUUCCUUGGGGGUUCUACGUGAGAUGACCUCUUCUUCCUUUAGUAGAUAUUUGGACAUCUUCUGGCAAGUGUCCAGAUUUCAGAGAUUUCUUUGCCUCUAGAAGUCACAGGUGCUUGGUAACUUUCUUACCUUAGAAAAGCUGAGUCUGUGACAUGGUCUUCCCGUCACUACAUUGCUGUCUGGAACCAGUGAAAGCACUAGAACCUUCCACAAGGACAGAAAAGGGGCUGAGUUCCAUUAUGGAUUUGCUGUAGUUGGGAUUAUGAUCGAGAUUAGUGUUGGGAUUAAAGCUUUAAAAGACUGACUGAUGGACCAUCUAGUUGACCAAGUAUCCCAUAGGAUUAAGAGGUUGUUUGAGGGACAUAGUCUCUGGUGUAGGCCAAGUAGGUAGAAAGUUAGAAAUGGAUUGCCUCUUAACUGUGUGGAGCAUCUAGAAUGUUAGAUGAUACUCUGAAGUAUUACAGUCCUGCCCCUGUUGCUCUGGGGCCUGUUGGUUUUAGGGACAUGGGGUAGAGGGUAAGAAGCACUUUGAAUUUGUGGGAUGGAGCUUCCUCAAGACAGGUCAGUCCUAGUGGCUGUCACUUGGGGACUGGUUAGAAAGCUACUCUUUUCCCUCUUUCCCUCUUAACCUCAGUGCAGAAUUGAAGGAGGGAGGGAAAGCAGAGGAAAGAGUUGAGA